AGUGCACUCAUUUCUAAUUUCUAUUUAUCGAUUAGAUUAGGAAAAUGAUAAAACUUUUUUCAUUAAAACAACAAAAAAAAGAUGAAGAAGGCACUGCAAGAGCUGGAGGCUCUCAGAAAAAAGCAUCAGCAGCGCAAUUACGGAUCACUAAAGAUUUAAAUGAAUUGAAUUUACCAAAAACCUGCAGCACAGAGUUUCCAGACCCCGAUGACUUGCUUAAUUUUAAACUAAUCAUAUGCCCCGAUGAAGGAUUCUAUAGAGGUGGUAGAUUUGUAUUUAGUUUUAAGGUAGGACCAAACUAUCCCCAUGAACCGCCCAAAGUGAAAUGUGAAACGGCUGUGUACCACCCUAAUAUAGAUUUGGAUGGUAAUGUCUGUUUGAAUAUACUCAGAGAAGACUGGAAACCAGUACUCACAGUUAACUCCAUAGUUUAUGGACUUCAGUAUUUAUUUUUGGAACCUAACCCUGAAGAUCCCUUAAAUAAGGAAGCCGCGGACGAACUACAAAGCAAUAGACGACUGUUUGAACAACACGUACAGAGGGCCAUGCGCGGGGGAUAUGUCGGCUCGUCUUAUUUCGAACGAUGUCUUAAAUGAAACUCGCCACAAAUGUAUAAUACGCCAGCCUAUAUAAAUAAAACAAUCUCAAUUUAUUUU
This is a messenger RNA of Diatraea saccharalis (sugarcane borer), 656 nucleotides long. The record is from the annotation of a GenBank genome assembly. NCBI's taxonomy places the organism in Eukaryota, Metazoa, Arthropoda, Insecta, Lepidoptera, Crambidae.